AUAACAAAUUAUCGUUUUUAUUCCUUAUAUGUUGCUCAUUGUUUAUUAUUUUGAAGAUGGCAAAAUCUCCUUUGUUAAAAGAUACCAAUGAAGGGAGAGUCACGUGAUUUAUCUCUAUUUUUUUUGAGCUGGAAAUUUUUAAAAUUGACUUACUUGUUCACCAUUGUACUUAUAUGUAGCGCAAAAAAAACGAAUAAAGUUGUCUCCAGAAGUACAUCGAUGGUUCGUGAAAAUUAUUGAGCAACAUCUAAAACUCUUAAACAGACGACGUGAAGAAGUUAACGACGAUCUGCUGGAUAUAGCACAACUUUACGUUCGGAAUUCCUGUCGAGUCACUGGAUUGGGUUCAAUGUCAGCGCGUAAAGAGAAAACAAGUUCUCGAAGGAUUCGGCUUUCCAUAGGCGAGAAGACCUCAAGAAAGAUGUAAUACCUAGAUGGAGAACGCGUGGGGCACGUAAGAUGUAACGUGGAAUUUUUGGUAAUAUCGUCCUGUGUGGUAGGGGACGGCGAAGUCUGCUCUCGUCGUAUAAAAGUCUUUGGACACACUGUUCCGAGAAGAGUCAGUCUUCGUCCGAAAACGUGAUCUCAGCAAGAUGGCAAUGAGGUGCAUUGUGGUACUGGUCGCCGCGUUGGCUGUAAUCUACGCUCAAGCGGAACCCGAAUCUGUCAAUCCGAGUCCGCAGCAGACGUUGAUAGCACCCGCGACAUCGGAAAUCGCGCCGCUAAAACUGGAGGCAGUGUCGGAACAGGUGGCCGAGACGCAGUCGCGUAACAAGAGAGCGCCGAUUAUAGGAAAAGCUCUCUUGGGUGGUGCUCUUCUCGGUGCUGGAGCUCUGGGUGCUGGAGCACUGGGUGCUGGAGCUCUGGGUGCCGGAGUCCUCGGUGCUGGAGUUCUCGGCGCUGGAUUAUACAAAGCUCACCAUGGAUACGGCGGAUACGGCGGAUACGGCGGAUAUGGAUACGGCGGAUAUGGAUACGGAUAUCCCCAUUACCACAGCCACCCUGACUACCAUUACCAUUACCAUAACUAUCCCCAUUACAAUAAUUACUACCAUAGUUACCCUCAUCAUUACCAUCGCUACAGUUACGAAGGAUACGGCGGAGGAUACGGCGGAGGAUACGGUUAUGGACCAGGCUACGGUUAUUGGUAAAUUGGCUGACUUCAAUACAUUACAAAUCUCAUCGAUGGGCGGAACUACUAGUUAUACAACUUAAUGAAACCUUUUAUCAUUAUUUAUUAAUGAUAAGAGCCAUCUCGUUUUUACACAACAUACACAUGCGCGAUAUUUAUGUAUUGUAUUUUUUAUACAAAUCAGUUAUAUCUUGUAAUAUAUAUCUUGAAACCACUGUAAAAUAUAAUAAAAGUAUAAUCAAUAA
This is a messenger RNA of Solenopsis invicta (red fire ant), 1377 nucleotides long. RefSeq names its product pupal cuticle protein Edg-91. Lineage: Eukaryota; Metazoa; Arthropoda; Insecta; Hymenoptera; Formicidae. The record is from RefSeq and is a predicted model, not a curated record. The transcript is spliced from 4 exons. The coding region runs from base 594 to 1151 and encodes 185 amino acids.